GUAUACAUUUGUGUUGAUAUUAUUAAUCAAUUGUAUAUUAAUAUCAUAUGAAUUGUUGUAAAAGUGAUUUUUAAUCAUUUAGUGUAUGAAUUGAAUCAAUAAAAUGCGGUUCAGAUUUUGCGGUAACAAUGACUGUCAGGACUGGCUUUUGGCACAAAUAUCUUUGUUGUCUAAACUGACAUCAAUCAAAAUGAAAGUCUUAUGCAAUGAAUGUCUCAAUGAUAUCGUCGACAAUAACUUAAAUAUGCAGACAAUCACUAAAAUAGGUUCGGAGGCAAAGCUGGACAGCCAUCACAUUAGAGGCAUAGUAUCUGCCAUUCAAUUCAUUUUUAUGAGUUCCUCGAAAUACAGCACAGAUUGUGACACUCUUUCCAAUGAAUUACAACAAUUAGGUCUUCCCAAGGAGCAUAGUUCAGCUCUUUGUAAAGUAUAUUCAGAAAAUGAAGAACGACUCCAACAAGUUCUCAAACAUCAGAGUCUUAGAUUGAAUCGUUUGAAUCAAAUUGAUUACAAAAUCGACACACAAUUCAAUGGCUUGUCUUUUAAAGUGAAAGCACCGGCACUUGAAAUAAGUGUUGAUAUAAGAAAUAACAUGAAGAAUGAUAAGACAUCAUUUCAUGUGAGCCAUCAAAAGCUAUCGGCACUCAUAUACGAAUUAAAACAAUCGCUUCAAUUAAUGGAUGACAUUAACGUAAAUUAA
Molecule: messenger RNA, 700 nt
Organism: Oppia nitens
Lineage: Eukaryota; Metazoa; Arthropoda; Arachnida; Sarcoptiformes; Oppiidae
Product: COMM domain-containing protein 4-like
Exons: 7
Coding region: 104-700 (198 amino acids)
Source: RefSeq, a predicted model, not a curated record